CAAAGGUAUGAUCCAAGUGAGUGUAGAAGUUGAUAAUAAUGAGCAUAAACAAUGAAGAUAUGAACUCAUUAAGAGUGCGAAUUAGUGCGGAUGUGCGGGCCAUUGUAAAUGGCGAACGACUGAGUAAUGAGGAAUCGCGGAAAGAAGAAUUAGGUCAUCUUGGUCAGUUAGUAGAUCAAGCUGAUGGUCUAAAUGCUGAUGAUGUAUCUGAUCUCUUACAGGCUAUACUUAAUAGUGGUCCUAGCAAAUCAUUAUCAUCAUCAGAGAAGAGGUAUGUUAUUAAACAUAUAUUAAUACCGCAUGAUACUUGUGAAUUAAACAUUGAAUUAAUCUAUAGUAUUCUAGGUCAAAUAGGUAUUAAUCUGGGGACUAGUAAGAAACUGAAAUCUAUAUCUCAAACUUUACAAUUGUUAUUGCUUCAAUGGAUAGUUGAUAAUCUUGAAAGCUUUGGUUCUCAUAAGUAUCAUCAAUUAUAUCGUAUGUUACCUAUAUUAUUCAAUUAUCUAUCAUUCGAAUAUCUGAGACCAUAUAUUGCUAAUUUCAUAUAUCUCACGUUAACUAAUCAUACUCCAUCAUUUACUAGUUACUUCAAUAAACAAGUCAAUAUUAAUCCACCUCCAGUAAAGAGAUUUUAUGUACAAUUGGUAGUAGACUUAUAUUAUAGGUUCCCAACUGAUGAUUACUUAAAGAGUUUAUUGAUCCUUUUCCAUCAAUUGGAUGCUAGCUUGGAUUUGGGUAUAGACUUAUCGUCUUUAAAGAAUUCAUCAUCUUUCUCAUAUCCAUCAGAAAGGGAUUUAAUAAGUAAAGAUACUAAUGGUAGAAAAAGAUCUAGAGGUAAUUCUCAAGAGUCUAUUAUAUACUUUGACAGUAAGGAUGAAUUUAAUGUAUCAGUACAUCAAAUCAAUUCAUUAUACGAUCUAAUUAAGCAUUUCCAUUCAUUGAAGUAUUUGGAUGUAAGAAGUAUGUUAGUAAAUACUGAACCAUCACCUGAAAAGAACUAUAAGAUGAUAUUUCUCGUAUUACAAACAAUAUUACAAGCCGAUUCAUCCAUUAUCAAGAAACUAGAUCACACUAUACGGUUAAUUCAUUUAAAUGAAUCACUAGAUAAGAUUUCCGAUAAUUUAGAGGAUUUGUUACAGUUUGCUCCUGGAAUUAUUCAAUUACCACUGUUGACCAGGAUAAUUCAAGAUUCUCCGGAUUAUAUCAGAUUUCUUCCCUUACUAACCCAUGAACUUCCAUCUGAUUUUAAAGUCAAGGUUUUAGUUCCUAUACUAGAGCAUAAUUCAGGCACUGCCAAAGGGUUUGAAUCUAUUGUAAUGUUUGUAAAAUAUUUUCAAAAUUGCUUCAGACACCUUCAAACUAGUCCUGAUACUCACUUUAAUGCUAAAAUGAAGUAUUACAAUGAAGUUAAUGAAUGUGUUACAGCAUUAUUCCAAUAUCUUGCCAAAGUUCCAUUAUGUUAUGAAUGGUGCUUAGCAGUUAUAAGUAUAGUAAACUUUUUAAAAUCCAUACCUUUGAAUGAUUUAAAUGAAUUCUUUGAAGAUUCUAGUGUUACAAUUCCUCCUAAUAUUGUUCACCUUGCUUUAUUCUAUGGUGAUCCCUAUACAUUUUCUGAGAUAUGUGGAUAUAUAGCAUUAACGAAGAAUUAUCACUUCAAAACAGAAAAUCAUAAACUUCUACAAAAUUGUUAUAUUAUGGAUAUUGUUAAUUUAGUAUGGCGAGACAAAGGAUUUAGUCAUGAUAUUGCUCCAUCUUCUUCAAAUCGUGCAUGUUUAUUAAAUCCACAACUAAUUCAAAAUUUCCGAUUUCUCCCUAUAUUCAAUACUAAUCCUAUUAAUUUAAUAGGUAGUUUAUUUUUUAAUCCAUCAUGGUCAUAUAUCUCAUCGCAAAUAGUUUGGAAAUUAGAAGAUCAAAAUGAAUUCAUUUCUGCUCGUCAUCAAGGUCCUGUAACUAUUGAAAGUAUAAGAAAUCUUACAGAAGAUGAUGACAAUACUUGGCUUAAUAUUAGUUAUGAUGAUCUUAAGUUACAUGUUCUUAAGCAAUUGGAUACUUUGAAGUUUACAGGAUUAUGUGAUCUUCUCUUUAGUUCAUUAAAGACCUUAAUGCAACAACGAGAUACCAUUGCAAGAACUUAGGGAAAAAUAGUUUAAGUUGACUGCAAAACAAAAACUUUUGCAGUUGUGUAUAUGAAUCUACAAACUAGUAAUGAUUAUAUAGACUAAAAUAUUCAUAAACCAGAAUAUACGUGUAAUGUCCAAAG
This is a messenger RNA of Scheffersomyces amazonensis, 2260 nucleotides long. RefSeq lists its product as uncharacterized. The coding region runs from base 39 to 2135 and encodes 698 amino acids. The transcript has a single exon. NCBI's taxonomy places the organism in Eukaryota, Fungi, Ascomycota, Pichiomycetes, Serinales, Debaryomycetaceae. The record is from RefSeq and is a predicted model, not a curated record.